This is a messenger RNA of Ipomoea triloba (trilobed morning glory), 1112 nucleotides long. Its product is annotated as RING-H2 finger protein ATL74-like. Gene Ontology annotation, biological process: protein ubiquitination. The coding region runs from base 290 to 793 and encodes 167 amino acids. The transcript has a single exon. The record is from RefSeq and is a predicted model, not a curated record. Gene Ontology annotation, molecular function: transferase activity. NCBI's taxonomy places the organism in Eukaryota, Viridiplantae, Streptophyta, Magnoliopsida, Solanales, Convolvulaceae.
UAAAAGGUCCAUGCAUGUCAAAUCCUCAAUAGUCUAAUUACACUAACUUAAACCUCACUCUCCAUUUGAAUUCUCUUUCAAGAUAAAAAAAAUAUAUAUAUAUUUCCGAAUUGAAUCUCAGUAUGAUUGAAGAUUAGCUGAAUGGAAGCGUCAUUAAUCGGCAACAUCUUGUAGCCCAUGAUGACGAGAAGCGCAUUUUCCCCUCCCAACAAUUCUCCUUCUUCCAGUCUCCGUCGUUUCAAUAAUUCCGGCACCUCUCCGAUCUGCAGUUUUUCCUGAAUCAAUAAUAAUGGAUUUUUAUCACCGCCCCAACAGGUUAUUUCUGGAGACCCGACCCGGAAAUGAAAGCAGCAGAACGCCGCACCGGAAUGGGUAUUCAAAUGAAGCGAGCUUCGAUACGAACAUGGUGAUUAUCUUGGCGGCGCUGCUGUGUGCUCUGCUAUGUGCGCUAGGGCUCAAUUCGAUUGUGAGGUGUGCUGUGCGGUUUAGCAGGCGGUUUGGUUUGGAUUCGGAGGGCGAGGCGGGAGGCGGGCUGAAGAAGAGCAGUUUGAAGGAGAUUCCGGUGGCGGUUUACGGGUCGGGGGUUAAUAUUCCGGCGACGGAUUGCCCGAUUUGUCUCGGGGAGUUUGUGGAUGGGGAGAAGGUUAGGGUUUUGCCUAAAUGUCACCAUGGGUUUCACGUGCGGUGUAUUGAUGUGUGGCUGGCGGCGCACCCCUCGUGCCCGACGUGCCGGCAGUCGUUGAUUGAACAGCCUCCGCCGUCUGAUGCGGCGGCGGAUGUUGAGGCUGGGUAAGAUUCUUAAACCGGAGAGUUUCAACUCCGAUGGGAGAGCCGAGGAAUUUGGGGAUUCUGUUUAAUUUUCCGCCGCCGGCGGGCAAUCAAAGUGCUGCAGAUUUUGUUUAUUGGUUCUUGUUGAAAAAACUAGAGAUAGAAAGGUAGGAAUGCGUCCUGAAUUUGGCUUUUGGAUUUUUUUUUUCUUUUUUUGGGUCAUGUACUGAUUGUGGUGUGAGUUUGUUGCAUAAAUUCUACAAAUUAUUCAACAAAGUUAAGGAAACCUGUAUUGUCACCCUAACUGCAUAAGAUCAAUACAUGAACUAGCAUUUGUUAAGGUU